Messenger RNA from Humulus lupulus (European hop), 807 nucleotides. RefSeq lists its product as uncharacterized. The record is from RefSeq and is a predicted model, not a curated record. The transcript has a single exon. Lineage: Eukaryota; Viridiplantae; Streptophyta; Magnoliopsida; Rosales; Cannabaceae. Bases 1 to 807 code for a protein of 268 amino acids.
AUGACUGCUCCUGAAAGCUCUCAAAACCAACAAUCCCUUGCUGUACCAAAUAAUAUGACUAUUGAUUUAACACCCUCUAUUGUGAAUGCAGGAAAGAAUGUUACGCCUACUCAAGAAGAUUUUAUUGAACAAAUAAUUGCACGGAAACUAGAAAGCAUGGAGGCCAUGAUCCAACGAAUUCCAGGGGUGCCAACUCUCAUUAAAAAGAGCCUACCUAUCAGCUUUGCAGAUUCACCCUUUGUAGAUGCAAUUUCCUUAGUGGAAAUGCCAAAAAAAUUUGUGUUCCCACUGAUGAAAAUGUAUGAUGGAACGACUGAUCCCAAUGACCACAUAGCUAGCUACAAGCAGAGGAUGUUUACUGCCGCUAUACCUCACGAGUUACGUAUGGCGUGUAUGUGUAAGGGGUUUGGGUCCAGUCAGGUUGGCCCUGCCCUUCAAUGGUAUACAAACUUGCUUAAUAAUUCUAUUGCUUCAUUUGCUCAAUUGACUGAUGUUUUUGUAAAGCAGUUUGCUAGUAGCAGGAAACUGGAGAAGCUAUCAGAUGACCUCUACAGAAUUAGGCAAAGAAGGGAUGAAUCUUUAAGAGAUUAUGUAGCAAGGUUCAAUGCUAAGAAGGUGUCAAUUACGGCCUGCAACGUGGACACAGCCGUCACAGCCUUCCAAAAAGGCCUUCUGGUAGAAUCUGACCUUUAUAAAGAGCUAACUAAAUAUCCUUGCAAGACAAUGGAGGAUGUUCAUUCCAAAGCAUGGGCUCAAAUAAAAUGGGAGGAGGACAAGUCUAACAGACAAUCGAUCUCUAACUAUUGA